UGACUCUUAACUUAAGGUUAUAUAACGCCGCUGUUGGGCAACGCACCCGGUCUUCUUCGACAAUGGAAUUUCCAAAACCCUCUGGGCCGUUUAACUCUCUGCUAUCAUUCUCGAGCUUCAUCCACCAGCACUGCAUCCGACUCGGUGCCGAACUCGCGAAUCGAGUCGAAGACGGCAAGCGGCUGGCCGGCAUUCUCGUACCGCCGGCCUCUGUGCCGAGGCGUGGCCGCCCCGCUGCCUCCCCGCACUUCGCAUCGGUAACGCAGGAAGAUCGGCAGCCGAGACAUGACUUCGACGUCGCUCAAGUGAGCUCCGAGCACGUGGCCAAGACGCUUGCCGGUACGGCGGUCUACACCGUCAGCAACUCCAACAACGAGUUCGUGCUCAUCUCCGACCCCAAUGGCCUCAAGUCCAUUGGCUUGCUUUGCUUUCGCCACGAGGACGCUGAAGCAUUUCUCGCUCAAGUUCGGUCGCGGAAGAGGGACCUACGAGGUGGGGCUAGGGUUGUUCCUAUUUCUCUUGAUCAGGUCUAUAUGUUGAAGGUUGAAGGAAUUGCAUUUCGGUUUUUGCCCGACCCUGUUCAGAUAAAGAAUGCAUUGGAGCUUAAAGCUGCAGAUUCCAAGAGUGGGUUUGAUGGAGUUCCUGUUUUUCAGUCAGACCUUCUGGUUGUGAGAAAGAAAAACAAACGAUACUGCCCAAUAUACUUCAGAAAGGAAGAUAUAGAAAAAGAACUCUCAAAGGUCUCGAGGGCAUCAAGAAGCCCGGGUGUUUCUCAACACCUUAUGGUGGGAAGCUUGGAAGACGUUCUUAAAAGAAUGGAGAUGAGUGAGAAGAACUCAGGUUGGGAAGAUCUGAUUUUCAUUCCACCUGGUAAAAGCCACUCCCAGCAUAUUCAGGAAACCGUGAAAGCAUGACUUGCCAGAAGCGUGACUUUAUUAACCAUGCGGAAAAGACUCGAACCAGCGAGCAGGUUUCAAUUUUCAAGUCCCUGGGUAAAGUUCUGGGUCUCAAGAAAACAAUUCAGAUAAUGGUCCGGUGUAGCUCAAAGACUAAAGAAAAACAAAGGGGAACAUGUUACAUUUGUACAGCUUGAUCGGUUCAAUACAUGUAUUUUUUAAAAGGAGGUUUUGAGAGUAAUGAGGUUCAGAAACAGGAACAUAUCUUGGACAAUAGACAAACCUACCUUACCAUUAUGUAUCUUGGGAAAUUGUGUGCAAGUCAGGGUCUUUACAUGGCACAAGUAGUUUUCCAAGUAAUGUGCCUUUUGAUACCUUAAGGCUUCAUUGUAUUGUUUUGACACAUAACAUUACUGUAAGAAUGGAAUAUAACUGAUGUGGGAAACCCAGGCCAACCUCCCAUUUCUUGCA
Messenger RNA from Malania oleifera, 1367 nucleotides. RefSeq names its product protein TIC 22, chloroplastic. Gene Ontology annotation, cellular component: chloroplast. The record is from RefSeq and is a predicted model, not a curated record. Gene Ontology annotation, biological process: protein transport. NCBI's taxonomy places the organism in Eukaryota, Viridiplantae, Streptophyta, Magnoliopsida, Santalales, Ximeniaceae. The coding region runs from base 63 to 914 and encodes 283 amino acids. The transcript is spliced from 8 exons.